Molecule: messenger RNA, 1347 nt
Organism: Plasmodium vinckei vinckei
Lineage: Eukaryota; Apicomplexa; Aconoidasida; Haemosporida; Plasmodiidae
Product: conserved Plasmodium protein, unknown function
Exons: 1
Coding region: 1-1347 (448 amino acids)
Biological process (GO): uroporphyrinogen III biosynthetic process
Molecular function (GO): uroporphyrinogen-III synthase activity
Source: RefSeq, a predicted model, not a curated record
AUGAAAAAACGUCUUUUAUGUUGGCUCAUUAUUUUCCCUAUUUUUAGUCUAUGCUUAAAAUUAAAAUCAAAAAUAAAAUUUUUAUUUUAUAUAUCCUCAUUAUGUAAACAGAAUGGAAACAACCAUAAAAUAAAACAAAUACCGUUUCACCAUCACAUAGAUAAUACUAAUUUAUAUACACACAAUUAUGUAAAUGUAAAAAAAAACAAAAUAAAUAAUCCUCACAUUUUAAUAACGUCACCUGAAGCUGCUAAAAUAUAUAGACUUGUAGUUAUACUACUAAUCUGUCAUUUAAAAAAAAUAAUAAAACAAACUAGUGACACUACAAAAUGGAUAUCCAUAAAAAACAAAGACAAUAUAAAUAAAAUAAAUAAACUUCUAAACAUCCCAAUAAUUUCAAUCGGAUACUCAACUAAUCAUAUACUUAAUAAUGAAUUAAAAAAAAAUGAAUUUUAUAAUAUAUAUAAAAAUAUGUCUUUAGAAAAUAAAAAAAUAUAUCAUAUAAAUAGUUAUGAAUUUAACAAAAUUAAUAAAAAUUUGAAAAAUUUUAAUAUUGUUUUUACUCCAACUAUAUCAAAUGCAGACACCCUAAAACGAGAACUAUCCUUACACUAUUUUCAAAAACAAAAAAAUCAUUCUAUUGAUCUUGUUUGGGUUGCAUCAGCUAUUAGUAAGGCAAAUUUUGAAAACCCUGAAAUGUGGGUCGAAGAAAAAAAGGAAAAUAAAAACAGCAAUUACAAUCAUAAUGUAAAACAAGUUAACGCCACGAGAAUAAACUGCUAUGAUACUAAAGGCAUAAGUUAUAGCAAAACAAAAUUAAAAAAAAUAAAAAUAAACAAAAAUUCUAUAAUCUGCUUAAUGAGCAAUAGUGCUGUCUUAUCAUUUUAUCAAAAUUUUGGAAAUAAAUUUAAUUAUGUUAUAUGUAUGGGUGAAAGUUGUUAUGCCCUUUUGAAAAAACUAAAUUUUAUAAAUAUUUAUUAUCCAACGAAUUCUAAAUUGGAGUUACUACUAAACAUGUUAGUCAAAUUGCAUCAUAAAGUAACAAAAAAACAUCAUAAAAAAAAUGAAAAAAUAGCAAAUAUAAAAUUGAAACCCAAUUUAGGAAACACCACAAAUAAUAAUUAUGAGCAUGAAAAUCAAAUCAAUACACAAAAGUCCAAAUAUAUGAGCAAACAAAUCAAGAUUGUUCUUACUAGGGAAAAACAUAAAAAUUUUCAAAUAAAAAAAUUCCUUAACAAAAAAAAUAUACCAACCCAAAUUAUACCUUGCAUAAAAACGGAAUAUAAACACAAAGCAAUUACCCACCUUUGCAACGCUCUCCUUUCCCACAUUCAAAAGGGGUCGUAA